AUGUCUCAUGAGUGGCUUGCUUUUAUUCCGCUUCAGCCCAUGUCCGGGUUUUUGCAGCCUCUCUUAGAGUCCAUACGGCAGAUCUUGUCAGAGCAAGAGUUGUUCCUUUCGAUGGAUGGUUCCUUGCACAAGCCGGGCCAACUUCGUAUACUGCCUUCCGAUUUCACACAUGAGUCUGAACCCCUCGUGUCGGGUUCCGGAAAAGCCUGGUGUUUCUUGUCAAAGGAAUACACAUCAUCCCAUUACCCAGCGUUGCUUAAGCUUGGCGCUUCGAUAUUGGUCGUCAAUGAAGCUCUAGACCUUAUUAAAGAUGACCUCCAACGCCGUAAGUCGCGUUUGCGCACUCGACCACUGCGCGAUUCCUGGCAUGACACAUUUACAACAUUCAUCAAUGACUUGCUAGCCCGCAACAAUGCUGAUUACAGGGAAGGAAUCCGCGGCAUGUGUAUCAUCCCUGUCCGGGCUAACAGGACGUUGGAAUGGCACCGCCCCGGACCAGACAUCUUCUUGCCCCACGCGGUCAACGAAGGCACUGGUCCUGAAUGUAUCCUCAUCGAGAUGCCCAUUAAUAUUGAUAUUGUGGUCCUUCAACCGGACGCAGCUACAGCGCCCAGACGACGUGACUUGUAUCUAGCCCUAGGAGUCCAGCAGGCCUCUACUUUGCACAUCCGCACUGCUAUCACCAAAUUAAUGACAAAGUCCGCUGGCGGGUGUCGCUUUGACUUACUGCGUUCGGCGGAACUCCUAUUUUGGUUUAACCUGCCUUUGGGUUCUCGAGACGAGCUCAAAGCCUGGACGUCUGGAGACAUCGAUGAUCAUACAAAACUGUUGUUUAUGCGUUCACGAGAGCAGUAUCAUGCAGAAUGUCUGGUACGCCUUGAUGAAAAUCCGGACUAUGGCAAGCACUUUCUGGACGAAAGUUAUCAAUCUUCCCAGGUCGCAAGCAGAUCACGUGGUGGCAAGACCUGGAGACAGUGGCUGACUGAGGUUGCCGGUGUACGUUGGUACCCACCUCUUGCAGAUCUCUCAAGUCCCAAGAUGUUACACUGGAUGCUCGAUUUCGUUCAUCGCCGGGACUCAAUCCUGUUCUUAUCUGUGAUCCAAACGUAUUGGGCACAAGAGUACAGUAGUACAUGUCGGGCCAAACCAGAACUGGCCGAAGUGCUCCAGAAGUGCCAAGUGCUUUGUAAACACGGCGGAACCCAAGAGCUUUCAAAAUGCUGGUUUCCAACUAGCAAAAUUCUGGACGCGGCGCGGAAAUAUGGCGUUGAAAACCGAAUACCGAUUCUGGCAUUGCCCGAUGCUACUCAGGAACAUCUGAUCUCCGACUGGCCAGCCUUGAGAGACUUGGGUAUGCGUCACAGCCUUCAGUUAUGGUUUUAUCGCCAAGCGAUUUCACUACUCUCUGCAACAGGACAACCACCGAUAGUCAGCUCAUUGAAGCUUGGAUGUCUUUACAGAGAUAUCGCUGAUCGACUAACUCUAGAGGACCGAUGGAAUAUUCAGGUUCGUCAUGGUGAUUUGACUGAUACUCUUCCUAACAACCGCCAGGACGAUUUUAAGAAUCAAUCUCUCAUUUGGGAUCCAGCGGGCAACGUGUGGCGAACCAUGGAUCAGUGUGUAUGGGAGAGCGAUAUUACACUCCAUCGCAGGUUUAUAAUAACUUCUGUAUAUGAGAAGGCCACGGUCUCUGGCUUAUUUGCAAUACAUCUCCAGGUCCCAAGCGUGUCGAUCGAAUGUUUGGUGGAGGAGCUUGAGUAUUUGAGGGACUCACAUCGGCCUGAGACUAAUGCGGAGUUUCAGACCACUAUUUCGAAGGUGUACACUCAUCUCGCCGGUAUGAAUGCGACUGUGGAGCAGGAGGAGAUUAUCAGGUUGGUCGAGUCCCCCACCAAGAGGGAUGCACGUGCUGACAAAUUGCAGGUGUUCAUUCAAGGGAAAGAAUCUGAUCUAUAA
Molecule: messenger RNA, 1956 nt
Organism: Exophiala aquamarina CBS 119918
Lineage: Eukaryota; Fungi; Ascomycota; Eurotiomycetes; Chaetothyriales; Herpotrichiellaceae
Exons: 1
Coding region: 1-1956 (651 amino acids)
Source: RefSeq, a predicted model, not a curated record